GAAACUUCUGCAUCCCUAUUCUAUAAUGCAAGAAUUUCGCGUGGAAAUCCCAUCGCCAUCUCUAGCUUUGGCGUUCGUACAUGUUAGGCAACGUCUAAACGUCUUCUUGUCAUGUAGUACUGCCACGCCACUAGUAAUCAAUAAAUUUCUUGAAAUCAUCGAUGUUCGAUAUAGCGGGGUAUUUCACCCAUGUUGUUAUGAUGUUAUCCGUUUUGACUUCAAUUUUAUCUUUGUGGUGAACAGAAAUUAACCCCAUCCGCUCGUCCGGGGGACCGGGUGCCCAAGUGUUUCUUGCACGGAACUCCAGCAUCUCAUUGUGUGCUGACGAUGGUUCUUCUCCCUUGCUUAUUUUUAGCUUUAGUUCUUGCGUCGAGUUUCUUGCGCAAUUGCUCGCCCUUGCUGACGAGGAGCAGCACCUCAUACUGAAGCAGCACCCAGGUAUGGAAUCACUCGUAUUGGCCUGUCAAAAUCGGAGAUGCUCCUCCUGUUUGUCCAUCAUUUCCCCCUCUUUUCGGUGACCUCCACAUUUCUUCCUCUGUCACUGGCUCAGUGCUGUGUGUUGUCCUUCUGGCUGGAGCAAGCGGAGCCCAGGUGUGGCGAGAUAUUUCCUAUCUUUCUCUCGAUGAAACUUUCUCAAAAAUAAAUUCCAUGGAUUCUUCAUCAAGUUAUUUUCUUGCUCCACGGAUUGCCUGCUCUGAUGAUCUGGUCCUUGGCAAGAUCACACUCGUGUUCAUAAACUCACCAACUCACUGACACCCCCGUACUCUUUCUUCUUCACCCACGGCCAAGAUAGAACUCACUGGCAUGCUAGGCUUCCUCUUUUUAAUUCACCAACUCCCUCCUCCGGCGCAUCCGCAUCCGAAUCUCAAUCCCCACGGGCACGAAUCUGACGCUGCGAAAACCUUUCCGCCAUGAAGCAGGAGGGGCGGAGGCGGCAACACCAACACCAACACCACAGGCCGCCGCCGCGCCUCGAGCUGGCUAUGGCGCACGCGCGGGGCGGCGGGGGCCACGGCCACGGCCACGAGGAGGAAGCGGAGGCGGCCGUCUGCCUGGACGGCGACUCCGAGGCGGGCGAAGCGCGCAGCGCGGGGCGCGCGCCGCCGUGGCGGGACCAGCUGACGGCGCGCGGGAUGGUGGCGAGCCUCGCCGUCGGCGCCAUGUACAGCGUCAUCGUCAUGAAGCUGGGCCUCACCACAGGGCUCGUCCCCACGCUCAACGUCUCCGCCGCGCUCAUCGCCUUCGUCAUCCUCCGCGGGUGGACGCAGGCGCUCGCCCGCUUCGGCGUCGCUACGCGCCCGUUCACCCGCCAGGAGAACACCGUCGUCCAGACAUGCGCCGUCGCCUGCUACAGCAUCGCCGUCGGAGGUGGGUUUGGCUCCUUCUUGCUUGCUCUGAACAAGAGGACCUACGAGAUGGCUGGGGAGGACACGGAAGGCAACCUUCCGGGAAGCUACAAGGAGCCUGGCAUUGGCUGGAUGACCGGCUUCCUCUUCGCCGUAAGCUUCGUCGGGAUUGUUGCGCUAAUACCUCUAAGGAAGAUCAUGAUAAUUGACUACAAAUUAACUUACCCAAGUGGUACUGCAACAGCUGUUCUUAUAAAUGGAUUCCACACAACUCAUGGAGAUGCAACGGCAAAGCAGCAAGUGAAUGGGUUCACAAAAUACUUUGCAAUCAGCUUCUUUUGGAGCUUCUUCCAGUGGUUUUACUCAGGUGGAGACAACUGUGGGUUUUCACAGUUUCCCACUUUUGGACUUAGAGCUUGGAAACAAACAUUUUUCUUCGAUUUCAGUCUAACAUAUGUUGGCGCUGGGAUGAUUUGCUCUCACCUCGUUAAUCUAUCUCUCCUUCUUGGUGCACUUCUCUCAUGGGGAAUAAUGUGGCCACUGGUCAGUGAUUUGAAAGGGGAUUGGUAUCCUGCAGAUAUGCCAGAAAGCAGCAUGAGAAGCCUGCAAGGUUACAAGGCCUUCAUCUGCAUAGCGCUCCUCUUGGGCGAUGGUCUUUACAAUUUUGUUAAGGUUGUUGCAUUCACUGUUAAGAGUCUACUUGGCAGAUCAAGACUGAAGAAUGCAAAGAAAGAGGAAGACAUUCCAGUGCUUGAUGAAAUUCAGCGCAAUGAGAUUUUUACAAGAGACAGUAUCCCCACAUGGCUAGCCUACUCUGGAUAUCUUGCACUAUCAGCUGUUGCUGUGUUUGCCAUUCCCUUGAUGUUCCAUGAGAUGAAAUGGUACUAUGUUAUUAUAGCAUACUUAUUGGCCCCGGCAUUGGGUUUCUGCAAUGCCUAUGGUGCUGGCCUUACUGAUAUCAACAUGGCCUACAAUUAUGGAAAGGUCGCGCUCUUUAUUCUUGCGGCCUGGGCUGGGAAGGACUCUGGUGUUGUAGCUGGCCUAGUGGGUUGUGGUUUGGUGAAAUCACUGGUGUCAAUAUCCGCUGAUCUGAUGCAUGACUUCAAGACUGGACAUCUUACAUUAACAUCACCUAGAUCAAUGAUUAUUGCUCAGGCUAUUGGCACUGCCAUGGGCUGUGUCAUUGGACCACUGACAUUUUUACUGUUCUACAAGGCUUUUGACAUUGGAAACCCUGAUGGGUACUGGAAGGCACCAUAUGCUCUAAUCUACCGCAAUAUGGCAAUUCUUGGUGUCCAGGGCUUCUCUGCUCUGCCCCUGCAUUGUUUGCAGCUGUGCUACGGAUUCUUUGGAUUUGCAGUGGCAGCCAAUCUGAUGAGGGACCUCUUGCCACCAAAGUACGGCAAAUGGGUUCCAUUACCAAUGGCAAUGGGGGUUCCCUUCCUAGUUGGUGCGAGCUUUGCCAUCGACAUGUGUGUGGGGAGCUUGAUGGUCUUCAUCUGGCACAUCAUUGACAGAAGUAAAGCAUCUUUAAUGGUGCCAGCAGUUGCAUCUGGGUUGAUAUGUGGCGAUGGGCUUUGGAUCUUCCCUGAAUCCUUGCUUGCCUUGGCCAAGAUCAGUCCACCAUUGUGCAUGGCAUUCAGGUCUUCACACUAGAGUAACAAAAUGCUCGACAUCUGAGAACAGUUCCAUGUCCAAUCGGAGAAGCUGUUGGCAUGCCAAGUUUGUUAUUAAUUAGCUGGGAUAUGAUACAUGCAGGUAGGUAAAGAUGCAGUGCCUAUCUGGAUGUUACCUACAUAUAAUGACGUAAUGUGGUACCCCUGUAAAAUUUAUCAUAUGCAAGAUGAUACAUCACAUUAGAGCAAUGGUAAGUUUGAGAAUUUCACCCCAGUGGUAAUGGAUGGAUGCAAGAGCUAGCAGUAGCCAAAAUUUUGCACCAUAGGUUGUACCCCCACCCCUAUAGUUUAAUAUGGAACCACAAGCUACAGUAUACAAACCAUCUUCCAAAGACAGCUGACCCUAUUGUCAAUCACAGCUGGUUUUGGUAAAAGAAAAAUGCAGUCAAAUCUUGCAUGAAUGGUUAGCAAAUCAUGUAUAUAUUUAUGUAUGUCUUUGCCAUAACUUGGAUUCACAAGAUGCAAUGUAGUAAGAGGCAUCUUGGUCAGGCAUCUGAUACAAUUGUAAAAUCAUCUGCUGCGUCCUUUUAUCAUAAACAAAAUCAUCAGGUGAUGUAUGCCUAUGAAUAGUUAGCAAAAGGUACAUAUAUGGUUAUGUAUAUUAAACACGUUCUGUGAAGAAGAAAUGUAACCAUUCAACAAGAACAAUCCAAUGAUACAUUUGUCAGCA
Zea mays is the source of this 3692-nucleotide messenger RNA. RefSeq names its product Metal-nicotianamine transporter YSL2. Gene Ontology annotation, cellular component: plasma membrane. The transcript has 7 exons. Gene Ontology annotation, biological process: seed development; response to iron ion. Lineage: Eukaryota; Viridiplantae; Streptophyta; Magnoliopsida; Poales; Poaceae. Gene Ontology annotation, molecular function: oligopeptide transmembrane transporter activity; iron-nicotianamine transmembrane transporter activity. The record is from RefSeq and is a predicted model, not a curated record. Bases 912 to 3002 code for a protein of 696 amino acids.